UAGCUCUGUUUUUGCUGGACAGGUGGGUAAAUCCACUUUGGUUUUUCUGAAUGGACUUUAGUGUUCGCCUAACAUACACAAGAAGAUAAUAAGCUAGAACACAAGCUUGAAUACAAAAAGGGACGGGAUGAGGGGGAAGGAGGGUCUAGCUAGCCUCCGUUUUGUUUGUGACAUCACCCAACAUCGCUUAGAGCACCUUUAAUGAAAUAUUUCUCAAUACAAAUUUGAGAAGUGUACCAGUUUAAAAAAAAAAAAGAAUAUAUAUACUGUAUUGUAAUCAGGCAUCAUCAGUUACUAACAUGGUUCAAUUGGUGUGUAAUUCAGUAGACUGAACAGAGUGGCCCACCAGAUUUAGUUUCCUGUUCCAACGAUUCCUUAAAAUAGCUCUACUGCUUUUGCUCUGGCACACAGGCGCCAUAUUGAGCCUUGAAAACAACCAUGCAUGUUCUACCAAAAAAAGCAGGCUGGAUUUAUUCUCCAUCCACCGAAUGACAUGCCCUUGGCUGGGAUUGUGAGUCAGAUUUUCUUUGACUAGAAUCGUAGACUAGAAUAGUUCCAAAUGCAAUAUUUUAAUUCAAAUUGCAGCUGAAGAGGUAUACAAAAUCUGUAAAUCCUUAUAAAUCAAGAGUAUUCUACCUAAAUGGAAACAUGGCUAAUCUAUGUCAGAUUAUUGUUGUAGCCUUAAUGUAUUUUUUCACAUGGAUAAAAAGACGUUUAGAUCAGCUACAGAGGUUUUUGUGCUUCAAAAGUAGUUUAAACUGGGAUCAGUUUGAACAAGCAGAUUCUGAUGUUGUUGAAGAGAAGUCUGAUAAUCUACAGUCAGAUGUCUGGAGAACAAAUCAAGACUACAGAACUUAUCGGCACCAGAGCAACGGGCCAAUGGUGAUGGUGCAAACCAGCACACAUUCUUUCCAUGUGGAUCUAGAGAAGCUUGCAGAUUGCAGUGACUAUUUCAAGGCUCUGUCCCACUCCUCCAUGAGAGAGACAUCUGAACGGCUGGUGCACCUUGAACAUGUUCCCUCUCCAGUCUUCCACAACCUUCUAGAAUUUUGCUUUCGACAGCGGUUUUGUGUUCCUGAUGAUCUCCUUGGGGAAAACCUACGGGUAAGCACAUACCUAUUGGCUUCUGGGUUCACAGAUUGUCUACUGAUGGCCCUCUCUCAGGCCCUGACGGAGUGCACCUGUUUGGGGUAUCUACAGCUGGCUGAGGAACUUUGCUGUGUGGAGCUUCAAGAGACUGUCCUAACCUACCUGAGCAAGUAUCUGCUGGAGCUUCCACACCUAAGCAAGGAUUUGGAACCACACCAUAAAGUGGAGCUUCUCAAAUUAAGGUCAAAGGGAAGUCCAUUCUUAUGCUGCUUGAGAAAAGAGAACUUGACCUCAAGUAAUGACCUGGAAACUGAGGCUGUCCGAAGACUCUUUAGGCUGGAGGAAGAAGGGGAUGAUGGGAAAUGGAGUUCUCUCACAGAUUUGCCUUUUUGUGCCGAUAAGUGGUGCUUCACCACAGCGGUUCUCUAUAAUUACCUCUAUCUUAUAGGGGGUUACAGACACCGUGUAAAGAAGGGUUAUGAAUUCAAGAUGGUUUCUUUCCGGUACAACCCCUUUACCAAUCAAUGGGUAUCAACAGCUCCUCUGAUUAAGCACAGGCGUCACUUCAGUGCAGCAGUGUGUGAAGGGAGAAUCUUUGCUGUGGGCGGCUGGUAUCUGGAUUCCCUUGUGACUCCCAACUCCAGCACAAGUGUCUACACUGCUGUAGAGAGGUAUGAUCCAUGGACGGACACCUGGGCAUUCGUUUCCUCUCUCCCUCUGACGGACUUCCAGUUCAGCCUGUCCCUUUCCCAUGAUUCCCCACUCACAACGAGCCUGGGACACUGCCUCUAUGUACUGGGAAACAUCCAAAGAACCGGAGAGAAACUGGUGCUGCGCUACAAUUCAAGACAAGAUUGCUGGUGUGAACUGCUCCCCACUCUAACCCGCACCAAUGCCGAGCUCCCCAUCUUGCACUUCCUGGGUGCUAACGAAAGUCAGUUGGUUAUAAUUGGUGGAAACAAUUCUAAAACCAUGGUGACUUCUUUCUGCGUUGACUCUCAGAAGUGGGGCCGUGUCAGGCCAAUCGAGAAGACCACUUUAAUUGGCCAGGGCACCAUUCGGCAUAACGACGUCUACAUGUCAGGGACAAAGGACAAUUCUGUAGUUAAACUUAACCUGGAUUCCCUGUCUCUCUUUCCUCUUCCUUCACUUCCUUUCUCUACUUGUUAUGAGAGCAUUUUCCACCUCUACAUCUGACCUUAAAAUUGCAAUAAAAUACAACAAUAUUUCAAAAAUGUCGAGAAUGCCAUAAGAACCUGUUAAUGUGGCGUAAUCUUUCAUAAAACACAAUUAUGUCUGCUUGCUAUGACAUGACCAUUACUUUUGUGCAUAUUUUGGAUAAAGCUUUUUUGGUUGUUUUUGCAUGUAAAACGUCCUUUGCUGUGGGCAUAAAUGAUUCCCCAAAUCUUGCAGCUUGUUGAGGAGAGAGGCAUGCUAUUACUUUUCUAGGUAAUCAAAAUUGGGAUUUCAGACCACUUACGUUUUCUUUUUAAAAAGUACUUUACAAAUGUACAAUCUGAUUGUCUAUCAAGUUCCUUAUUCUAUAUUAAAGAUGCGUGCAUUUUA
Pimephales promelas (fathead minnow) is the source of this 2655-nucleotide messenger RNA. RefSeq names its product kelch-like protein 26. Gene Ontology annotation, molecular function: protein binding. NCBI's taxonomy places the organism in Eukaryota, Metazoa, Chordata, Actinopteri, Cypriniformes, Leuciscidae. The record is from RefSeq and is a predicted model, not a curated record.